Molecule: messenger RNA, 1314 nt
Organism: Asparagus officinalis (garden asparagus)
Lineage: Eukaryota; Viridiplantae; Streptophyta; Magnoliopsida; Asparagales; Asparagaceae
Exons: 3
Coding region: 1-1314 (437 amino acids)
Source: RefSeq, a predicted model, not a curated record
AUGGGGCCAAGGCAUUUUGCGGCCUACGAAGAUAGUGUAUUUAGACACUACGUCCAAUUUGGCCCACCUGGCGUCGAUCUUCCCACCUUUGAGCACAUUUUGAGUCAGUGGGACAAGAAGAGCAAAAAAUUCGUCUUUACUGAUAGGAAUGAUGGAGAAGAGAUCGCAUGCUCAUUCAACCUUGAGUGGGUAAUGGAGCAUACAUGGUUCUCCAAUGAGGGGCUUCAUGUUGACCACAAUCGGGACAGGAAAAAUAGGAUUUGGUCCAGUUUCUUUGACAAACCCGAGGCGGGGGGUUCCAGCAGUAUAGCUCCCCCCAAAGGAGGCCCCACCAGACGCAAUGUGGAGGACCUGCUUUUGAAGCUGGUACUAUCUUCUGAUCGCCGAGAUGUGAAGGACUUUGUCCUGCUACAGAUCCUCUAUCAGCUGAGCAUGAUUUGGUGUCCAAGCAGUGUUUCCGGCGUUCCUAGGCAUUUAUUCAAGUACGUCGACAACAUCGAACAGGUCAACAACACUGCUUGGGGGACCUAUAUAUUCAGUGAGACAUCUGAUGCGAUAGAGAGGGCACUGAAGGGUCCUGAGCCAGGGAAGACGACAUUAUAUCUGCAAGGGUGUACCCCUCUAGUUUGUUUGUGGUAUUAUGAACUCACCGGCAUCAAGAAGCCAGCACUUGGUUGUACGGUGAGGCCUCCCCUGACAAAUUGGGUGAGACUUGGGCACGUUGCUGGUUCUUUGAGAUUGGCCACUGUUGUUGCGAAAGCAAGCAAAGCUACGAUAAAGCUUCCACAGCAACAUGGACAACUUCAAAGAAUCGAGGGAGGUUUUUGGGGGAAGGAGCAGGGGAUAGAGAAAGAGAAGAGGAGAGAGAGAGAGAAGAGGAGGAUUAAGGGUCCGGCUGCAGUAGACGCCGGCAGGGCUCGUGGCCCAAUAGACCUUCUUCACAAGAAGAAGAGGAGAGAAGAAGAUGACGACAUCCCAAUUGAUGCACUUGAUAUUGAUGAAGACGCCGAGCAGCCAAAUGAUGCAGUUGAGCAAAUGGAUUGGCCUCAGCAAGUUAUCUACUGGAAGAGCAUCGCGGCAAUGAACGAAUCAUUACGCCGCGAGAACGAGAAUAAAUUCAAGGGUAUGAUUGUUGCAGACCGUGUAAAUACAAGUGCUCUUUCUGUGAAGGUGGCUAAGCUGUCUGCUCAAAAUAGAAGACCGAGAGAGGAACUAAGCGAAGCACGAUGCGAAACCCUCUCUGUAUACAAGGAUAAGAGCCCUACAGGAUUGGUGUCCAGCCCAUUGAUGGAGCCGCAAACUUGUACAAGUUAG